UUGUGUCAGUUUUAUCUUCUUCCUCCACCACCAGCCACUAGGCAGAGCAGGAUCAGCAGCAGGUGGUGAAUUUCUUUGUGCUGCUGAGCCAUUUCCAUAUUUCUUCAAGCUGAAGAAUAUCUGAAUUAUUACAUGUGGAGAUAUAAGUGGACUAGCUUUUCUGAAGGCAAGUUCAAUGAACUGAAAAGAACUGGAAGGAAGCAUAAGCAAGUCUGUACUUUCAGUGGAAGAACUGAUGAACACUUUUAUAAAUAGUUUGUAUUGUGUGUGGCUAGCUACAUCUACAGAUGAGCAAAAACAUUCAACUAACGUCUCUUAAAGGAGUCGUCUGGGCUCCGACAUUUGUAAGCAAACAGGUUGGAAACUAUUGAAGUGGCCUUAUUUCCAACAUAAAAGACCUCCACGAUUCAUGUUAACAGCAACAAAGGAAAUAUGCCUACUCAACCUCUCUUAGCGUAUAUGGAUGGGCCAGAUGGUAUAGCGAGUACUGUUGGUUCACGUAUGGAGAACAAUGAUGCCACUAUGCCAAUAAAAGGGGCGAACACAAUCUCGUACAAGAACUUGCAAGACAAGUUCUUGAUGCAUAGUGAAGGAUGCAUGCCUUUGGAUUGCAUGUUUUGUGAUCAGACUUUCAAGCAUCCAGAAGAUCUUUGGAAGCAUGUCUUAACACAGCACAGGCCAACACUUUGCGAACCAGCCGUUCUACGUGUAGAAGCAGAAUAUCUUAGCCAUCUUGAUAAAGGACAAGUGAAAACAGACUUGCCAUCAUUGGAUGUCAAUGAAAAGGAUAGACAAGAUUUCAGCUGUGUGGUUUGCGGACAAACAUUUGAUGAGGCUUUUGAUGUUGAGGCCCACAUGAGGAAGCAUAAGGACUCUUUCACGUACUGGUGCAGUGUGUGUGGAAGGAGGUUUAAGGAGCCUUGGUUCCUCAAAAAUCACAUGAGAACACAUACUGGCAAGCCUGGCGCUAGAAGCAAGAUGUCCCAAGGUUCCGAGAGCCCCAUAACAAUAAAUGAGGUUGUACAGGACCAAGUAACUGAGAGCAUUACAUCGCCUUAUAAAAUCUGCAUGGUUUGUGGCUUCCUAUUUCAGAAUAAGGAAAGUUUAAUCGAGCACAGCAAAGUACAUACCAAAGAUUCAGUAGCCAGUGGUGAUGGCUCACAAGCUGACAGAGACGGCAAAGGGAACAGUUCACCCAGAGAAGAGUUUUUGCAGUUCUUAAACUUAAAACCACGUUUGCCUCCUGGCAGUAGCGAACAAGAAAAGCCUGUGAAAUGGAUAGGAGAGUUGGAUCCGUUCAGUACGUAUCAGGCAUGGCAACUGGCUACCAAAGGUAAAAUUGCUAUUGGCCAUGGACAAAUAAAAGAACCAGGGCAAGAGGGAAGUACAGACAAUGAUGACUCGUCUUCUGAUAAAGAAGAGCUUGGGGAAAUUUGGAAUGUAAACAAAGUGAGCCAAACUGAAAGCACGGGGAAGACCAAGGCAAGCAAAAGUGGAAAUUAUGCAGGCAUUGGUAACGUGCCACAGGACAAAUUCAAAUACCCCUGCCGUGAAGUGCCUUCUAUGGAGAUAGACUCUAAAUUGUCCCAGAACAAAGAUAAGCCCACACACUGUUCAGAGUGUGGCAAAGCCUUUCGAACGUACCACCAGCUAGUCCUUCACUCAAGAGUACAUAAGCGAGACCGAAAGAAUGACCUAGAGGCCAGUUCAGCGGAAGGAAAGCAGCCGAGAGCAUGUCUUCCAGACGUCGUGACUCUGGAUGAGAAUGGAUCAGGAGACCGAAUGGAGGGAGGAUCUGAAGAUGGAUCAGAGGAUGGGCUAAUAGAGACUUUAGAUAAAAAUGAAGAUGGCAUGGAGAGAGCAAAAGUUAAAAACCUCGGAGCCUCCAGAGAAUGCAGUUAUUGUGGGAAGUAUUUCCGCUCAAACUAUUACCUCAAUAUUCAUCUCAGAACUCACACAGGUGAAAAACCAUACAAAUGUGAAUUUUGUGAGUAUGCCGCAGCUCAGAAAACAUCUCUGCGGUAUCACCUAGAGAGGCAUCACAAGGACAAAAACAUAGAAGCUGCAACAGAUGUGAAAAACGACAGCAAAGCUUUGCUACCUUCUCAGGAGAUGGGAUUCUUGCCAGUCAGCAGCCGUGCUCCAGAAACCAAAAAUCUCAAAAGGCUCCUUGAAGAUGCCAAAGAUGCUAAAGGAGGCCCUCCUGUAAAACAACAGAAAGAAAUGCUUUCCUCCUUUCAGAGUGAGCCGAAAAUUGUAACUCAGGACCCAAGCAAAGGUACAGACUGUGAUGGCUCAGAUGAGGGUGCGUCAGUUCCUUGCCUUGUAAACUUAAAAUUGGAAAAAAACACAAAGGAUCAUCAGGCAAACAAUCUUGCAGGUAGGAUUGGGAAAAGGAGUUCCGGUUUGCCAGAAAAUACACUGCAUACUGGUGCUUUGAAAGGCAGAACAAAUAUGGAUCUUCAAAGCGAAUCCACAGAAAACUCAAAAUGCAGACUAAUAGUUCAAGAAAAUCCCUUAAAUUUAUCUACUGGUUCUUCCCAGGAUGCUCCAGUCAUCUCUCUUUCUCGAGGCUCUUUAGCAACCAGCACCUGCCCCUUUUGUACUUUCCGGACAUUAUAUCCAGAAGUUCUAAGCGUGCAUCGACGAUUGAUGCAUAAAUCCCCCAAUACUGCUAAUAAAAAUAGUCUCAGAAAUAGGGCAGCUCUUAAAGCCAGGCGUACUGGAUGCCCACCGUGUCUUUUGGGCAAGGAUGUUCUCCCGCUGCCUCCUAACUUGGGGAAAAUCAAGUCUUCCCUGCUUACGCAGUCGAAAUCCCUACACACGGAGAAAGUGAAACAGUGUCCUGCUUUACAGAGCAAAGCGCCCAUCCUUUCAGGGUUAAACUCCAGCAGCUUGGCACCAAGUAACUUGAAAUCCUGCAAACCGCAGAUGAUCGGAGUUCAGGUGAAUAGCUCUAGACAUCAGCAUGAAAUGCACCACAGUCCUAAUAGCACUCCAGUACAGGAUAGAGGGAAAAGGCUGGAUUCUAAAGCACGGGUUUUGGCUCCUCAAUUAGGCGCAGUGAGUAGCAACCUCAAUGGCUCUCUUGAGACUCCAUUGAACGAAGCCGCUUGCUCAAGCAAUCGAGGAAUCGAGUUUCUCAAUAACAGACCUGCUGGGAAUAGCCACUUGGAAUUCGAUGGCCUGCCUUCUAAAAGACUGAGGCCUAGUCACUUGGCUCCAGAACAGAUUGACUCUGCCCUGUAUCGGAGAGGGACUGAUGCCGGCAGAUUACAUAUUGCGGGCAGAUAUGCAAGCCUGCUACCUCAGGAAUGUUCACACACCAAACCUGCCUCCUCUUUCCUGCCAGUCAAACCAGGGCUCAUGAGCUCUGAAGUAGAUGCUAUCAACCCAGUGACUACUCUAAAGCCAUACGAAACGUACGGGCCUGGACCAUUUUACAGUUCCUGUGGAUCAAACAGCAGCCAAGUCCCCAGUUCUUCAAAAGAAGGAAAAAGGCCAGUGUCGUAUCAACACUUGUCUAGCACCAUGCUACAGAAGCGAAGUUACGAGAGCUUUAUUGGCAAUGCACAUAAUCGACUGAAUGAGAAGAGAACAUAAUUUGGCUGCAGUGAAUGGUAUGAGGAGGCAGAUUUCGAAUUCCCUUACAGUUCAUCUCUUGAGAAUAAUGAAUGAUGGAAGCUACCAAACUAAGCUGUGAUUGUACUAUGUAUAGAGACAAACACUACAGUUCUGUAAUGGAAGGUCUGAUCCCAUUUAUAUGAUGUGGACAUAAAAACUUUCUGUCCAAGACUGGGUUGCAAAGAACUGGCAAAUGUGUGUAUCAUUACCACAACUUGAAUAAUAUUUUUCUUAUAAUUAUCAUAGACCAAAUAUUCAACAAAGUAUAUUUUUGCAUACUUGAGUGCUGCUGAAGAGAGAUCCACUUUUGAACCUGUAUGUAAUCCUUGCACCUCAGGUAAAUCUGUGCAUUAUGUUUGUCUGGUUUAAAAUAAUGGGACGAUUUUUGUAUAAGGAUAGCAGUUUGUCAGAUUUUGCUUUGUGCUUUAAAUUAUGUACAUUUUAAAAACAAGUUUCCAAAUGAACUAUGUACUCUUAAGAUGUUCAUCUUAUGCACAGUUUGAAUGCCCCUCAGAGUAAGACAGGAACAUUGAUACCAAACGAAGACCACAACCUCUUCAAAGAAACCAUGUACUUGCUGAAAUUGAUGUGAUUUCCUGAACAUCCUCUGAGAAAGUGAAUUCAUUGAUUGUACUCUUUGUUAAUAGGCGCCAAGACUUCUUACAACCCUUCAUAUGCAGUCACAAUCUUUCCCUUAGAAGGUUUUUAGCUGAAUGCCUUCUAGCCUCUUAACUAUUGCUGGAGACAGUUGUGCUUGCAGUUGUGAGGGAUAUUCAGUUUACCUCAUCAUUUCCCCUUAAUAUUCCUUUUUUGGCUCCACAUCACAUUGCAAAAAAUGUAUAGCUUUAAGCAUGUGUAGUACAUAUGCCCAAUGCUCACAUCUUAACAUUCCCAUCAAACACUGAUGCAGUUCAUCAGACCAAGUAGAAAUAUUUUUAUUUGACAAUAGAACAGCCCUUGUAUAUUCAGUAGACAAAGCCAGUUGCAUGGGAGAAGAUUCCCACAGGGCACUAUGGAGGCUUCUUCCACUGUAUUUCCUU
Elgaria multicarinata webbii is the source of this 4664-nucleotide messenger RNA. It is a transcript of the gene ZNF217, whose product is annotated as zinc finger protein 217. Gene Ontology annotation, biological process: regulation of DNA-templated transcription. The record is from RefSeq and is a predicted model, not a curated record. Gene Ontology annotation, cellular component: nucleus. NCBI's taxonomy places the organism in Eukaryota, Metazoa, Chordata, Lepidosauria, Squamata, Anguidae. The transcript is spliced from 6 exons. The coding region runs from base 433 to 3603 and encodes 1056 amino acids. Gene Ontology annotation, molecular function: DNA-binding transcription factor activity, RNA polymerase II-specific; RNA polymerase II cis-regulatory region sequence-specific DNA binding.